Myotis lucifugus (little brown bat) is the source of this 417-nucleotide messenger RNA. RefSeq names its product zinc finger CCHC domain-containing protein 10-like. Lineage: Eukaryota; Metazoa; Chordata; Mammalia; Chiroptera; Vespertilionidae. The coding region runs from base 1 to 417 and encodes 138 amino acids. The record is from RefSeq and is a predicted model, not a curated record. The transcript has 2 exons.
AUGGCGACUCCCAUGCAUCGACUCCUCGCCCAGAGACCAGCCAUUGGAGAAGCGAAUGUAGAUAGAAAGACGAAGAAAAAAAGGUCUAAGAGCGUAACCAGCUCCAGUAGCAACAGCAGUGCCAGGUCAGCCAGUGAUUCUUCAUCAGAGAGUGAAGAAACAUCUACCUCAUCCUCCUCUGAGGACAGUGACACUGAUGAAAGCUCCUCCAGUUCCUCGCCUUCAGCCUCCUCCACAAGCUCUUCCUCAUCCUCUGAUUCGGACUCAGAUUCCAGCUCUUCCAGUAGAAGCAGCACCAGCACGGAGAGCAGCUCCGAAGAUGAACCACCAAAAAAGAAGCAAAAGAAACAGAAUCGCUCUGUCUGCAUUGGACUGAUGGACCAUGAACUUGAAUCUGAUUCUCAAAAGGGAUUUUAG